Molecule: messenger RNA, 6377 nt
Organism: Paramisgurnus dabryanus
Lineage: Eukaryota; Metazoa; Chordata; Actinopteri; Cypriniformes; Cobitidae
Gene: pxnb
Product: paxillin b
Biological process (GO): transforming growth factor beta receptor signaling pathway; endothelial cell migration; substrate adhesion-dependent cell spreading
Source: RefSeq, a predicted model, not a curated record
UGAUGUGUAUAGGGGGUCUCCUGCAGUCCAGCCCAGCAGACCUGCGAGUACAAACAUCAGGACAACUUCAGCACAAACUUCUCUUCACAUUACGAGCUCUUAACAUUGUCCUCCAAUCUCGGAUUAAGGAUUAAAGCGCCGCUGGAAGCUCGGGAUCAUGGAUGAUCUAGAUGCGUUGCUUGCAGAUCUCGAGUCUUCCACCGCUCAUAUCUCCAAGUGCCCGGUGUUUCUGCCCGAAGAGACGCCGUAUUCCUACCCCACCGGAGGGCAUAUCUUUCAGGAUGACUCGCCCCCUCCACCCCUGCCUCCUCCACCCUCAGAUGAGGCACUGAACGGAUCUCACUCCCCACGGACAAACUCCCAGCACUCCUCACAACAGUCUUUGGGUUCUGUUCAUAAAAGCACACUGUCUCCAGACAGCAGUCCACCCGCCUCUCACAUCGAAGAAGACCACGUUUACAGUUUUCCUAACAAGCAAAAGCACUCAGACUCCUCAGCAGCGGCCAUGACUUCUGCUCUGGGCAGCAACUUAUCUGAACUGGACCGUCUGCUUUUGGAGCUCAACGCUGUCCAGCAGAAUGCCCCAUCUUUCUCUACUACAGAGGAUGCAGCUCCUCCAUUGCCACCCUGCAGUGUUGCCCACUACAUCCAGGAAAAUGGAACCCAUUCAGGCAUCAUACUGACUCCUGCAGUCCAAGACAAGACUCAAAGGAACGGGAUGAAGGGGACGGAAGACGGACGUCCCACUGUGGAGAGUCUUCUGAACGAGCUGGAGAGCUCUGUGCCUUCCACAACGCCCAGCCCCUGUGCUUUGACUUGUGAUUUGAAGGACGGGCAGUUGGACAUGCCCUCAGAGCAGCAGGGCAGAAUAUCAGCCACCUCUGCGACACGAGAACUGGAUGAGCUCAUGGCAUGUCUGUCUGAUUUUAAGCCAAGCUCUUUGGGUUCCCUGAACUCUGAGCCACUGUUUGAUCAAGCCACAACCAUUGCCGAAAUCCAUCCACCUCCUGUGUCAGCAGUAUCAAAACCAUUGACCCCUAUCCACCCACCAGAACCAAGCCGGUGUUCCCCUUCUGUUAACUUUGAACUGCACAUUGAGGAAGAAUCUGGUGAAUCAAGGACUGCACCUUCACUGUCCUCUGGGUUCCCAAAGCCAUCCCCUUCUUUUAGAUCUGCAACAUCCAGUCCACGUUUUUAUCCUGUAUCUGAUCUAGACCUAGAUUCUAUCAUUGAUGGUUCUGCUUCACUUCUCACCUCCCAGGUGGAGUCUCUAGUGGUCCUGUCCCAGACUGUAACCCCGACAACUACUAAUGUGCCUUUUACUGUAUCUGGAGGACAUGAACCUUGCCCUGUCAAAGAGGGGAACUCCUCUGGGAAACUGACAAAUUGUGUACUGAAGUCCUAUUCUGCUAUGAAUAAAUCUCCUAGUCCAACAAGGUCUCCAGCCAUCAGCAAAUCUCCUGAAAGAUUUAGUCCUUUGGUGAGACCAGGACCUGUAGAUCAGUAUUUAUCCAACGUUGAGCGAAAUACUUCAAUGUCAAGCCCGGUUCCAUCUAUUCCAAGAUCUGCAGCUUCUCCUUUUUCAAGAGUAUCAGAAUCACCAACUUUAUCACCUCUUUUCUUCUCCAAAGCUACUUCCCCCUCUCCCUUCCUUCCCACAUGCUCAUCUCCCACAAUCUCCAAGUCUCCCAGCCCAAAGCCAUCAUCAGACCAGCCCACUGUGUCUCAAAACCCCCUUACACCCACUAUGCUAGAAUCAGCCAAUUUUGAACCAUCCCUUGAUGAUGCUUUGGAUAAACUUCUAGCAAUGAGCUUCAGCAAGUCUGAGGUGGUGGAGUCUCCAAUCACAGUCUCUGCAGGUCCACAGCUUACCUCGCAACCAGAGAUAUACGAGGAGACGAUAGUUGCAGUAGAUCGCAGUGAUAUUCUUCCUGACACAAACACUGAGAGUGAGUUAGGGGACGGUCUGCUGGAGGAUCAGUCGGACUGCAGGAGUGAUCUGGACUGGGCUGACAUGGAGUUGAAGAUGGUAUAUGACGGACCAGAUGGCUCCAUGACGCCCAUGACUGAAGCAAGUUGGAUGGAUGACUCUCUUACUCCAUCGUCUUGCCCUGGAACCCCAGAUGCUCAGAUGGAUCUUUCAAUGGCGCAUCCGGUUGGCACAAUGGACAGGAUCUCAGCCUCUGGACAUCUUAAAUCAGUUAUUAGACGCACAAAGGAGACACCCAACGUCCACCCUAUGUACCGGGAUGGCCUCAUACGUAGGAAGAUGGGCCCUAUUAUUUUCAAUAAGAGCAACUCCCAGGACCGGCUCAUUGAGGAACUGCAAGGCAAGCUGGGAAUUGGCCGCAAAGAGCGCAUAAAAAAGCAACAGUCAGAUGAUUGGCUAACAGAAGGUGUCAUUGUGAUGUCCAACCCUAAACGCUCAAGGGAAGACCACAACAGAGAGAUCGAUAAGAUAAUCAUACCUCCUGAUUCUCCUCUUCCCCAAAGAAAGGUGAUCCCACCUCCCCAAUCGCCCCCGGCCCCUCGUCUCCCUCCCCCUGUUGAGGAACCCAAACGUCCCCCUUUGAUCAAAGCAGUUCCUGCCCCUUUGCCUCCUCCCCCAGUUCCUGCCCCUUUGCCUCCUCCCCCACCUCCUGCCCCUUCUCCACCUCCAAGAGAGCCCUCACCUCCCCCUCGCCCCCCUCUUAUUCCACCUAGUCCCCCAACCCCUGCACCUUUUAAAGUUCAAGCUCCCACGCCAAAGCCCAUUUCUGCACCCCUACCUAAACCUGUCUCUGCACCUGUCCCCGUGGCCCCGCCCAAAGUGUUGGUGUCAGUGGGUUGUCAGACGGAAUACAAUCCUCACUUCCCUCCAAUGCAGAUCAUGGCCCAGGGGAAGGCUCCACACACACAGGUCAAUAAACUGGACAACAUGCUGGGCAGUUUGCAGUCUGACCUUCAUAAGCUGGGGGUGCAGACAGUUGCUAAGGGAGUGUGUGGCGCCUGCUGCAAACCCAUUGUGGGCCAGGUGGUUACAGCUAUGGGACGCACAUGGCACCCAGAGCAUUUUGUGUGCACACACUGUCAGGAGGAGAUCGGUUCCAGAAACUUCUUUGAGCGCGAAGGACAGCCGUACUGUGAGAGAGAUUACCAUCAUUUAUUCUCUCCACGCUGCUUCUACUGUAAUGGACCCAUACUGGAUAAAGUGGUGACGGCGUUAGACCGAACGUGGCACCCUGAACACUUCUUCUGUGCUCAGUGUGGAGCUUUCUUCGGCCCUGAAGGGUUUCACGAGAAGGAUGGUAAGGCGUACUGCCGUAAAGAUUACUUCGAUCUCUUUGCUCCUAAAUGUGGCGGUUGUGCUCGUGCGAUACUGGAGAACUACAUCUCUGCCCUCAGCUGCCUCUGGCAUCCAGAGUGUUUUGUGUGCAGGGAGUGUUUCACACCUUUCAUAAACGGCAGUUUCUUCGAGCACGACGGGCAGCCAUACUGUGAGGUGCAUUAUCACGCCCGCCGUGGAUCGCUGUGUUCCGGCUGUCAGAAACCCAUCACCGGUCGCUGCAUCACAGCUAUGGGCAAGAAGUUUCACCCCGAGCAUUUCGUCUGUGCCUUCUGCCUGAAGCAGCUGAACAAGGGAACCUUCAAAGAGCAGAACGACAAACCCUACUGCCAGGGCUGCUUCAUCAAGCUCUUCAGCUAGAAUCACAAAUAUGUGUGUGUGUUUGUUUGUGUGUGUGGUGCUUUAGAAAGCACAGUGUGUAUGUUGUAUUGUUUGAGUCUGUAUAUGUGUGGUGUUCAGGUUGAACGGGUGUCUGACUCUUGGCAUUUGCAGGUGGCUUUGCUGGUCAGGUUGUUUUUGAAAGGUAUUCGAGAAAUGAUCAGGUAGAGAUUUUCAGUAAGUCUGUGAAAAUGAGUAUUGCUCACUGGUUGAGCUGGAGAGAAACUGACUGGUUAGUGGAGAGAUAAAAAGUGAGGAUGAUGAGAGAUGUGUGGAGAACACAAUCAGUGAAAUAAUAUAGACUGAAACUGGACCUUAUAUUGAAUUUCACAGAGAAAUAUCCGUGUCAUAUUUCUCCCAAAACCCAAAAGAAAAAACAUAAUUCUAUAAAGGCAGUAAACCUUAUGGGCUCUUGUGUGCCUUGUUUUGUAUUACAAAUGACACAAAGUAUACCAAAAGUUUAGAUUUGCAUACAAUAACAUGAAAUUUCUAGUCAGUGUUAGUAAAAUUCUUCAUCGUAAAGCUCGUGUUGACUCCUGUGCAGUCAACAUGCAGUCUCUCUCUGUUUGAAAUCUGAUAUAUGUACAGUAACUUCAAAUGACAAGCUGACUUACAGCUGCCAUCUGGAACCAUGUAGCUCUCAAUAUUUCUGUACUGUUCGUCAAACAGGUCAAAAUUAUAUUUUAUUAAAGGAAUAUUCUGGUAUAACUUGGAGCAUUAUGGAUGGCAAAUGCGUACAAUCACAUUAUUUUGAAAGAAUAAAUAAAACAUUUAAACAUGAAGUAUGAGGUAAGUGUGUCAGUAUCAAAGAGAUUGUGCAUGUUAUAAGUAAUGGCCCUGCCAUACAGAAUCAAAAAUUACAAAACUGAGAGAUGAGUUAAAUUAUAGGCAGUACUUCAAAGAUGCUGUCAGUAAAGUUUCACUUUAUUUAACCCGAAACUCCCUUAACCAGCCAACUGUAAUGUUGCAAAUUACUGUAUUUUGACAUUUUUAUGUUUAAGCCAGUUCUUCUCAAAAUAACCACUGAUAAGUACACGGUUAACCCAGAUAUUGUCUUUACUUAAAAAAAUCAUGUAAACAUCACUUAAUAUUUUGAGUUUUGGACAAAUUAUUUUGUUCAUUUAACUUUUAAGCAUAUAACACUGCAAAAUAAUAUCAAGAAAAAAUCUUAGUUUUCAGUAAAAAUAUCUAAAAAUUCUUAAAUUAAGAUGCUUUUUCUUGAUGAGCAAAAUGGCCUAAGAAAAUAAGUCUGGUAUUUAGACCAAAAAUAUACAAUGUAAGUGAUUUUGUGCAUAAAACAAGCAAAACAAAUCUGCAAAUUUUUCUUGAAUUUAGUGUUUAAGAAAAAUGUUCAAGAUUUUUUUUGCUUACCCCAUUGGCAGUUUAAAUUUUUUUUUUUUUUGCUUGUUUUAUGCACAAAAUCGCUUAGAUUUGAUAUUUUUGGUAUAAAAACUAGACUUAUUUUCUUGGGUCGUUUUGCUCAUCAAGAAAAAGCAUCUUAAUUUAAGAAUUUUUAGAUAUUUUUACUGAAAACAAGACAAAAAUACUAAGAUUUUUUUCUUGAAAAUCAUUUUUUGCAGUGCAUAUAUUAAACGAAAACAUUCAUGUGAAAUGAACUAAAAUUUACCAGUACAUGUUUUAAGGAAUAUCCAUGAUUUUAGUAUUUUGAUUAUGCUUUUUCAAGUAUUAUUAUUUUUUUUUAAGUAAAUUGAACUAUUCUGGGUUUACAGUGUAACUCUCCAAUUCAUUGAUGUGAUAUUGAUUAUCUUCAUAGCUGUGACAAUAUUGUGCAAUUUUCAGCCCUUAAAUACAGUAAAGGAUUGGUUUUGCAUUCUCUGAGACAAUAUUGGAACUGCUGUAUUAUUAUUUACUAUAGUAUACUAAUAUUUUUUUUCUCUUAGUAAUCUAUUUUGCAUGAAAGUCUUAAGUGUCUGUCAUUUAAAAGGGCGAGUUUUGAAAACUUGCUAUGUUGUUGCAGAAGGUUGAAUUGCAGGUGCAGACUUUCUCCUGUUUAUAAAAAAAAAACGUGUUGUCACUGGAAUAAGUCAUUUCAGAUCAAGAGUUUUGAAGAUAUGAUCUGUAAUGCAAAUGGGAUUUACUCGCUGUAUUAAACAAAUAUAAUCCAUAUGAUCUUUUCACCAGCAAGUGUUUAUUAUAUGAAAGCUUUUCUAUGAUCCAAUGUGCCAGAGACCCUGUAAAUGUAUUUUUUUUUCUCAUCUGCUGUUUUGAGAACACUACUUUGAAAGUAGAGUAUAAUUUUUUUUUCAUUUGUUUUAAUAAAUUCACUUUGAAUAUGUUUUCUUGGAUGACUGUAAUAAUCUGUCCUCGCUCCCAAAUGCUUUGUGCCAAAAGAAAUUCAGUGGAACAUGGGGACGUAUUAAAUCUUCAUCUGUUUUAAUCACACAUUUACACUGGUUGAUUGUUUUGCCUUAUAGUUUAUCUUGAGAUGUUUUAUCAUAAAAAAUAUAUAUAAAACUUUUUUCUCUAUUUCUGUUCAUGAAUAAUUAUUUCGCUUUUACUUGAUACAUAUACAACACAAUUUACCCAAUGUGAAACGGCUUUGCAUAUUUUAAUUUUUUUUUUCUGUAACACUAUCACAUGUUGUUCUGUGAGUCUUGGUUACUGUUUCAAUUCAUGGCGAUAUAUCGAAAUAAAUCUGUUUUUACGCACUGAA